Anopheles marshallii is the source of this 1647-nucleotide messenger RNA. Its product is annotated as facilitated trehalose transporter Tret1-like. Lineage: Eukaryota; Metazoa; Arthropoda; Insecta; Diptera; Culicidae. Bases 1 to 1647 code for a protein of 548 amino acids. Gene Ontology annotation, cellular component: membrane. Gene Ontology annotation, biological process: transmembrane transport. Gene Ontology annotation, molecular function: transmembrane transporter activity. The transcript has 5 exons. The record is from RefSeq and is a predicted model, not a curated record.
AUGGCUCCGACCGAGAACGGAACUGGUGAUAUUGAGAAAUCUCGUAUCGGCAUACCCGGAACACUGAAUGGUGUGGAAGAUGAGGAACGUAAGGAUCAGCACGACCUCGAAGCACAACCACUUUCGAUCGAACUUGAAAGCGUAAAGUUACCAACAACCACCGUCCCGAACAAACCAUUGACGAAUGUAUGCUGGAAGGAUGCAUAUCAACAGGUGCUCGCUACAUGUUUGGUGAACUUGAUCGUUGUUCAGGCGGGUAUUAACAUGACUUACUCAGCCAUUCUCCUGCCACAGCUGUCCGAACCGGACAGUCCCAUCCUGAUUGGGCGUAAUGAAGCAUCCUGGAUAGCGUCGGUGGUGACAAUUGCUUUACCGCUAGGUUCGCUUGUCGUUGGUCAGCUGAUGGAUCAGUUUGGCCGCAAGAAGAUAUCGCUUGCAACCUGUAUUCCGUUUGCACUCGGUUGGCUCUUGAUAGCUGCAGCAUCGAACGUCGGCAUGAUAUACGUUGCUCGCAUCAUUUUGGGUACGUCCGGAGGUCUCACAACCGUGGCACUGGUGUACGUCAGUGAAAUUUCUCACGUAUCCUUGCGUCCGAUGCUCCUGUGCGCAAAUAGUGUGUUUGUUUCUUUCGGGAUCCUACUUACCUGCGUUUUAGCGGUGUUCUUCGAUUGGCGAGCGAUAGCUUAUAUAUUUGCUGGAUUCUCUGUUGUAACGUUCCUGUUGAUUCUGUUAAUUCCCGAGUCUCCACAUUGGCUAGUGACAUUUACCAAGAAGGAUCCUACGAAAGCGCGGAGCGUUCUUUAUUGGUUGUACCGUAAUAAGAAGUUAGCAGAGGAACAAUUUCAACAAAUCGCUGCAAACACUACUCCGAUCCGUCAACCUCACUCAGCGACCGGGAAACAAACUAGUGCGAUCAGCACACUGUCGUUAAAAGUGUUUUUUCAGCCUCGAGUUUACCAGCCAAUGACCAUCCUGCUGCUAGUGUUUCUUUUCCAACAGCUAUCCGGCGCAUACGUACUCAUCUUUUACGCACUGAAUGUAUUCCAACAGAUCAAUGAAGCUACGUUGGAAGGCGAACAGGGAGCUACCUUUAAUCAGUACACUGCUCUGGUAGUGUUGGGCUUGAUACGCUUCGUCAUGUCUAUCAUAACGUCAGGCUGCUCGAGAAAGUACGGCCGCCGUCCAUUGCUUUGUAUCUCGGGACUGUGCAUGGGUGUAUGCAUGACAAUUGGAGGGUUAUAUCUCGAUUUGCUGCACAACCGUUCGGGCAAUGCAGCUAUUGGCAGUUACGUCUUACUGGCAUGCGUUCUUGGAUAUGUAUGCUUCAGCGCUCUCGGUUAUCUUGUGCUGCCCUGGACGAUGAUUGGGGAACUGCUGCCCACAGAUGUCAAAGGAAAGCUUGGAGGGCUUACCGUUUCUGUGGCGUACGUGCUGAUGUUCGGUGUGGUCAAGAUCUUUCCUUAUCUGCUCGAGCAGGUUGCAAUACGUGGGAUUUUCUAUCUUUAUGCCGUCACGUGUUUUGCUGGAGUAGCCUAUAUUUAUUGUUACGUGCCGGAAACGUUUGGCAAGAGCUUUGCCGAGAUCGAGCAAUACUUUAAUGAUAAACACCACCGACGAAGAGAGACCGCACAAACAUGUGCAACUUAG